UCAUAUGCACGACCCAGCUCAGCCUCCAUCCGUGACGCCAACCUGUACGUGAGCGGCCUGCCCAAGACCAUGACCCAGAAGGAGCUAGAGCAGCUCUUCUCUCAGUACGGACGCAUCAUCACCUCCCGCAUCCUGGUGGACCAGGUCACAGGUGGCUCCCGAGGUGUGGGUUUCAUCCGCUUUGAUAAGAGGAUAGAGGCAGAGGAGGCCAUCAAGGGUCUGAACGGACAGAAGCCCUCCGGCGCCGCAGAGCCCAUCACCGUCAAGUUCGCCAACAACCCCAGCCAGAAGACCAGCCAAGCCCUCCUGUCACAACUCUACCAAUCCCCCAACCGCCGAUACCCCGGACCCCUGCACCACCAGGCCCAGAGGUUCAGGUUCUCCCCCAUCACCAUUGACAGCAUGACCAGCCUGGUGGGCAUGAACAUCCCCGGGCACACGGGCACCGGGUGGUGCAUCUUCGUGUACAACCUGUCCCCGGACUCGGAUGAGAGCGUGCUCUGGCAGCUGUUCGGGCCCUUCGGAGCCGUCACAAACGUGAAGGUGAUCCGCGACUUCAACACCAACAAGUGCAAAGGCUUCGGCUUCGUCACCAUGACGAAUUACGACGAGGCGGCCAUGGCCAUCGCCAGUCUCAACGGCUACAGGUUGGGCGACCGCGUCUUGCAAGUCUCCUUCAAGACCAACAAGACACACAAGUCCUGAACUUUAACAGGUAGAAGCAGUUGCCCUGCGACUUUGUCUGCUCCCAAAUUGCCCCCAACCUCCCCGUCCCUCCCCCCCCCCGUCCCUUAGCCCCUUCAGUCACUACCCACCCUCUACUACAGCCAUCCAACACAGCAAACUCAAACUCCAACCGGAACACAAAGCAACCAACAAACCAUCAAAUAAAUUGAACUAGAAAUGGCUUAUAUUAUAACUUUGGACCUAUAAGCCAAUGUUGCCUAAGUAUUACAAAAAUGAAAUGAUGAAAUUGUUCAUACGUUUUAGGAGGCUCCUGUGAUAAUGCAGGCUUCCCUUUGUUGUGUAUUCUUUCUGUUCGUUGUGGUUGUUUCAAUGAGUUUUCUCUCUUCUGUGUAAACAGUAGCAAAUCCCUGUAUCCCCUAAUUCCAGAGAAGAGAAUGUCCUUUUUAGAUUGAAAACCUUUUCUCUGUCUUGAUUCAGGAUUUGUUUUUCUUUUGUAAAUCCGGAUCCACUGUCGUUAGUAUUAUAUACCUCCCUGUCGGUGAAAGGGAGGAGGCUCUUUUUUAAAUUGGUGAACCAUUCAUUCAUUUUUAGUGUGUAUCAAAAACGUCCCCUUAUCGAUUAUUAAAUGGGAUUCCACAGUCCGGUAACUCUGAUGUAGAAAACAAAUAAUAUAAUGUCUUUCCUCACUGGGGUUCAGGGAGAUGGGGCGAGGGAGGGGAUGGGUUAGCUUUCCUGAUGACACGUAAUUUAAGAGAAAAAAUAACACUGUUGCCAAAGAGAAGAUCUCUUUGCUUGAAAAAAAUGCAUUUAGAAAAAGAUAAAAAUGAAGAGAAAGAAGAUCUAUUUUUAUAAAUGAUAAUUAAAAGAAUAAUUAUUGAAGAAUUUUUACAAGAAUCUGGAUUUGAAAAAAGAGAAAAAUAUUUUGACUGGCUAACUAGGGGGGGCCGGGGCGGGAGGGGGGGGACACCACCUUGUCUUGUCGUUCUGCCGUGGUACUUUAUAGGAUCGAAGGUCUGCUUGUUUUUUGGGGAAUCCAAGUUGGAGGUGAUUUUGUAGAUGGAAGGGAUGCAAACCGAGGCAGGUGAUUUUGGUAAUUUUUCACAUAUGUACAAGUGCGUAAUUAUUCAACAGCGAUACCCAAAAGGGAAGGGAGUGGGGUCUUUCCGAGGCCGAACCAUCCUUAUAGUCCAGAGCCCAAAGCAAGAAGACCCUUUGUCCACUUGUUUUCGCCAUCGAGUCAAUAUGGGAUAUCAGUAAAUAGAUAUAUACACAUCUAUCCGUUUAGAGAGCAUACUAUACAUUACCUAUAUCAUUUUUCUUCACUCUGCGUUUGUGAAUUUGAAAAGAACUUCCUUUUAGCGAUCAACAGUAGGUGCUAUACUACAUUAUUCACAUAUCUUAAAUAUCCAAGUUUGUUGUUCUAUGUGUUGUUUAAAGAUAAAAAAAUACUUCGAUGUUGGCAUUGAAUUGAGCUGCUGUUCUUUGUUUAAUAUUUGUUUAUUGUUAAGCCCAAAAGAAUCUGGUGAGACGAUUUCUUUGCUGAAUAACCAGAUGAUUGAUUUUUUGGGCCUUGUAAGAAUCACUGAACUUUGAGUUGGUAUCCUUUUUGUUUGGCUUGCUGACUUUUUAGGUUACUUGCUGAGCGUGAAACGUUUGUCAAAACUAAAUGAUGAUUAGCUAGUUCCGUUAGUCUAGAUAUUUGUUUCCUUAAAAAGGAUCUAUGACAACUGUGUCUUUAUUUGCUGUGUACAAAUAGAUGAUAUAUAUAUAUACAUAUAUAGUCUACAUUUGUUUUACAAUAUCUACUGUACUAUAUGAGUUGUCACUGUUCUUUUGUUUGAGCUUGUCUUUUUCAUAUGACAACUUAUUAUGAAGUGGUGGUUCAGUUACUUAGAGAAACUUGUGAGGAAACUGUUCAAUUGUUGUCAUGUUGCUUGUGGAGAAAAAAAAAAGAUUUGGAUUAACUUUCAGUUAGCUAACCGCGGCAAAAGAAACCGAACAAAAGCUUAGAAUAUAACUGUAUUUGUUUACUUACUUAUCGAUUUUUUAAGACUAUUUAUUUUUUCUAUUUAUUUGUAUUUAUUCAAUAUUUAUUAAUUGGUUUAUUUAUCUGUGUAUUUAUGUAUUUAUUUGUUUCAUUGUCUGUGUAUUUGCGUGAUUCUGGUACAGGGAGGGGGCGUUUCUGAGCAAAAGGGAACAAAGCGACUAGUGGAGCGGCUCGUCCAGUAGUCCACUGCACUGAGAGAACUUUUAGUACGUUCGUGCUUUGUACCAAUAUAUCAAAAUUACAAUAUAAAAAAUCUAAAAGUCAAGAAAACUGAAAAAAAUGUCUGGAGGGUUGGGGGACGCUCUUCCCUUAUUACUAGAAACAGUUACUCGCUAUGCAUAACCUAGUUAAUAGUUACAUUUGCUCUUGCUUUUUUCUUGUCUUGUUCAAAUGAAAUCUCUAGAUCUUUUUCAAUAAAGUUUAGUCUUAAUAGAAUGUUAUAAACAGUCGUUCUGGUUCAAUAUAACCUGUGAUAAGUUUGUGUUGUUCUAAAAAGCCACUCCGUCCACACCCUCCCUCCACUUACUACCGCUUUGUGAUGAAACCUUAUGCAAAAAUGUGGGUCUGAAAGCAUCGUUUUCAGUUUUCAGUGAAACAUUUUAUAUAACAUCCAGCUCUUGGAGGCUCGGGCACAUAACAUUUAAAAAAACGGGAGCAAAUGCUCGUUGUUUGAGGGUCAUUCAUUGCACUGGACUAAAAAUCGGUCAGAAUCACUUAAGAGUUAAAACUUAUUUUUAAAAAUCAUGUUUUCAAAUGACAUACCAACAAAUCUAAAAAAGAAAAAAAAAGGAAUUGUUACCAUUGCACACCAACUGUGAUUUACAGCAGUUGUUGCUAUACUCUGGAGAAAUGAAAAAGGGAUUGUACCGAUUCUAUAUUUUAUAUACUCUAAUAUGAUAUAUAUUAUAUAUUUUGAAAGGUGAAAGGGAAUGGUUCCAGAAGUAUAAAUAUGCGGAAUUGGAUUAUUUUGUUUGUUGUUAAGACUUGAAAACAUGAAGGAGGUGUGCGGAGAGCAUUUCAAACACUCAGACGCAUGCUCGCAUAGGGACAUCCUCCUCUCUCACACCUCAGUCAUCUGACAGGCCGGCUCAUCUAUAUCCUCAUCGCCAUCCCGUCGUCAUCCAAUCACAUAGUUUUCUAACGUCAUUAACGGCAACAAAACCCACCCACCCACCAACAGACCAACCAGACCCUUCACGCUCCCAGCCGCCGUCGGGAGCUUGAAUUAUGCAACGACCCCAGUAGAAUGUUGUUCUGACGUGUGAACUAAUUUCCUACACUUGUAUGACUUUUGAACUCUUACGAUGCGUGCCUGUGUUUCCGCCUAGACCCUGUGUGCACAUGUGUGAGUGUGUGCGCAUGUGUGCAUGUUUGUAUGCAUGUUCCUUUUAUGUAGUUGUGUGCCGUGUCCUCAUUAUGUGUGUUGGCGUGGUUACGUGUUUGUGAUUGUGUGUGCGAUUUGGGUCUGUUUUGUGCACAUGUAUACUUAGUUUAUGUGUGAAUCCCUGAGUGAACGUGUGUGCGGAUGCUGGAGACGUGUGUGUGUGUGUGUAUGUGUGUGUGUGUGUGUGUGUGUGUGUGGUGUGUGUGUGUGUGUGUGUGUGUGUGUGUGUGUGUGUGUGUGUGUGUGUGUG
Gymnodraco acuticeps is the source of this 4368-nucleotide messenger RNA. RefSeq names its product ELAV-like protein 4. NCBI's taxonomy places the organism in Eukaryota, Metazoa, Chordata, Actinopteri, Perciformes, Bathydraconidae. The record is from RefSeq and is a predicted model, not a curated record. Gene Ontology annotation, molecular function: RNA binding. Gene Ontology annotation, cellular component: ribonucleoprotein complex.